Messenger RNA from Brassicogethes aeneus, 5992 nucleotides. NCBI's taxonomy places the organism in Eukaryota, Metazoa, Arthropoda, Insecta, Coleoptera, Nitidulidae. The record is from the annotation of a GenBank genome assembly.
CGCGAGUAGAGCGCCAUGGGAACGGAACGGGUUCGUUUAGUUCUGUUGCGGUCUUCAAAAUGGCCGCCAGUGACAGCAAAGCUCCGCUUAGAACCGUUAAAAGAGUGCAGUUUGGUAUACUCAGUCCGGAUGAAAUCCGGCGUAUGUCAGUCACAGAGGGCGGCAUCCGCUUUCCAGAGACAAUGGAAGCGGGCCGCCCCAAAUUGGGGGGCCUCAUGGACCCGAGACAAGGGGUCAUCGACAGACAUUCCCGUUGCCAGACGUGCGCGGGUAACAUGACAGAAUGUCCGGGUCAUUUUGGCCACAUAGAAUUGGCCAAGCCCGUAUUUCACGUUGGUUUUGUCACGAAAACGAUCAAAAUUUUAAGAUGCGUCUGCUUUUUCUGCAGUAAAAUGUUAGUUAGUCCAAAUAAUCCAAAAAUAAAAGAGGUGGUCAUGAAAUCCAAAGGUCAGCCGAGGAAAAGGUUGGCUUUUGUUUACGAUCUCUGCAAAGGUAAAAAUAUUUGCGAGGGUGGGGAUGAAAUGGAUGUAGGAAAGGAGGGGGAAGAUACAGCAGGUAAAAAACAAGGCCAUGGUGGUUGUGGUAGGUACCAACCAAACAUAAGAAGAGCCGGUUUGGAUUUAUCCGCCGAAUGGAAGCAUGUGAAUGAAGAUUCUCAGGAAAAAAAGAUGCCACUCUCGGCUGAAAGAGUGUGGGAAAUUUUGAAACAUAUCACAGACGAAGAAUGUUUCAUCCUCGGGAUGGACCCGAAAUUCGCCCGUCCCGAUUGGAUGAUAGUGACGGUGUGCCCGGUUCCGCCGUUGCCGGUUCGUCCAGCCGUCGUUAUGCACGGUUCGGCGAGAAAUCAGGACGAUUUGACUCACAAACUGGCCGACAUCAUCAAAGCGAACAACGAGUUGCAAAGGAACGAGGCGGCCGGCACGGCUGCGCACAUCAUCCUCGAGAACAUAAAGAUGCUGCAGUUUCACGUUGCAACCCUGGUCGACAACGACAUGCCGGGCAUGCCAAGAGCCAUGCAGAAGUCGGGGAAGCCCCUAAAAGCGAUAAAGGCUCGGUUAAAAGGUAAGGAGGGCAGGAUUCGUGGUAAUCUUAUGGGUAAGCGUGUGGAUUUUUCCGCGCGUACCGUAAUCACGCCCGAUCCCAAUCUGCGUAUCGACCAGGUCGGGGUUCCGAGGUCAAUCGCGCAGAACAUGACGUUCCCUGAGAUCGUCACCCCUUUUAAUUUCGAUAAAAUGUUGGAGCUUGUACAAAGAGGUAAUUCGCAAUAUCCGGGGGCCAAAUAUAUUGUAAGAGACAAUGGUGACAGAAUAGAUUUGAGGUUCCAUCCUAAACCGUCAGAUUUGCAUUUACAGUGUGGAUACAAAGUAGAAAGACACAUUCGUGAUGGCGAUUUGGUUAUUUUCAAUCGUCAACCGACCCUCCACAAGAUGAGUAUGAUGGGGCACAGGGUCAAAGUGCUGCCUUGGUCCACUUUCAGGAUGAAUUUGUCCUGUACUUCCCCCUACAACGCCGAUUUCGACGGCGACGAAAUGAACUUGCACGUUCCGCAAAGUAUGGAAACAAGAGCCGAAGUGGAAAACCUGCACAUAACCCCGAGGCAAAUUAUCACGCCGCAAGCCAAUCAACCCGUCAUGGGUAUCGUGCAAGAUACUCUUACCGCGGUGAGAAAGAUGACGAAAAGGGACGUUUUCAUCGAGAAAGAACAGAUGAUGAACAUACUCAUGUUCUUGCCGAUUUGGGACGGUAAAAUGCCCAGACCGGCGAUCCUAAAACCCAAACCCCUCUGGACGGGGAAGCAAAUAUUCUCGCUGAUUAUCCCGGGAAAUGUAAAUAUGAUCCGUACGCACUCGACGCAUCCCGACGACGAGGACGACGGUCCGUACCGGUGGAUCUCCCCCGGCGACACCAAGGUCAUGGUGGAGCACGGCGAGUUGAUCAUGGGGAUCCUCUGCAAAAAAUCCCUCGGUACUUCCCCCGGUUCUCUCCUCCACAUCUGCAUGUUGGAGCUGGGGCACGAGGUGUGCGGCAGGUUCUACGGUAACAUCCAGACCGUGAUCAACAAUUGGCUGCUCCUCGAAGGUCACAGCAUCGGUAUCGGAGAUACGAUUGCCGAUCCUCAGACCUACUUGGAGAUCCAAAAGGCCAUCCACAAAGCCAAAGAGGACGUCAUAGAGGUCAUCCAGAAGGCUCACAAUAUGGAGUUGGAGCCUACUCCGGGUAAUACCUUGCGUCAAACCUUCGAAAAUCAAGUGAACAGGAUUUUGAACGACGCUCGUGACAAAACCGGUGGUUCCGCCAAGAAAUCUCUAACCGAAUACAACAACUUGAAGGCGAUGGUGGUGUCGGGAUCCAAAGGCUCCAACAUCAACAUCUCCCAGGUUAUCGCUUGCGUGGGGCAGCAAAACGUCGAGGGUAAGCGUAUCCCGUUCGGUUUCCGUAAAAGAACGCUGCCGCACUUCAUAAAAGACGAUUACGGUCCCGAGUCGAGAGGUUUCGUGGAGAAUUCCUACCUUGCCGGUUUAACCCCGUCCGAGUUCUAUUUCCACGCCAUGGGUGGUCGCGAAGGUCUCAUCGAUACCGCCGUGAAGACCGCCGAAACCGGUUACAUCCAGCGUCGUCUCAUAAAGGCUAUGGAGUCGGUUAUGGUGAAUUACGACGGCACCGUGCGUAACUCCGUCGGGCAGCUGAUUCAGCUGCGUUACGGGGAGGACGGUCUGUGCGGGGAGAUGGUGGAGUUUCAGUACCUCCCCACCGUCAAACUCAGCAACAAAGCUUUCGAGCGGAAGUUCCGUUUCGAUCCCAGCAACGAGCGGUACUUACGAAGGGUUUUUAACGAGGACGUCAUAAAACAAUUAAUGGGUUCGGGAGAAGUCAUUUCCGAGUUAGAACGAGAGUGGGAGCAGCUGCAAAAAGACCGCGAAGCGUUGAGGCAGAUUUUCCCCAGCGGAGAAUCAAAAGUCGUACUGCCUUGUAACUUGCAACGCAUGAUAUGGAACGUGCAGAAAAUCUUCCACAUCAACAAAAGAGCACCCACGGACCUCUCCCCUGUGAGAGUCAUACAGGGGGUUAGAGAGCUCCUCAAAAAGUGCAUCAUCGUGGCGGGGGAAGACAGACUCUCCAAACAAGCCAACGAAAACGCCACCUUGCUCUUCCAAUGCUUGGUGAGAUCCACCCUAUGCACAAAGUGCGUUUCGGAGGAGUUCAGGCUGAGCACCGAAGCCUUCGAAUGGUUGAUCGGAGAAAUCGAGACGAGAUUCCAGCAGGCUCAGGCGAAUCCCGGCGAGAUGGUGGGCGCGUUGGCCGCGCAGUCCCUCGGAGAACCCGCCACUCAGAUGACCCUCAACACCUUCCAUUUUGCUGGAGUAUCCUCCAAAAACGUAACCCUCGGUGUGCCGCGUCUAAAGGAAAUCAUCAACAUCUCCAAGAAGCCUAAAGCGCCUUCCCUUACGGUCUUCUUGACCGGGGCUGCGGCCAGGGACGCGGAAAAGGCCAAAAACGUGCUGUGUCGCUUGGAGCACACCACGUUGAGAAAAGUGACGGCGAACACGGCGAUUUACUACGAUCCCGACCCGCAGAACACCGUCAUCCCCGAGGAUCAGGAGUUCGUUAACGUUUACUACGAGAUGCCGGAUUUCGAUCCGACCCGGAUCUCGCCGUGGCUGCUUCGUAUCGAGCUGGACAGGAAGCGCAUGACGGACAAAAAAUUGACCAUGGAGCAGAUCGCGGAAAAAAUUAACGCGGGUUUCGGCGACGAUCUGAACUGCAUAUUCAACGACGACAACGCCGAGAAACUGGUGCUGCGGAUUCGUAUCAUGGACAGCGACGACGGUAAAUUCGGCGAAGGGGCCGAUGAAGACGUGGAUAAAAUGGACGACGACAUGUUUUUAAGGUGUAUCGAGGCCAACAUGCUGAGCGACAUGACUUUACAGGGUAUCGAAGCCAUUUCCAAAGUGUACAUGCAUUUGCCGCAGACAGACUCGAAGAAAAGGAUCGUUAUAACUGACGCGGGCGAGUUUAAAGCCAUUGCGGAAUGGCUACUGGAAACUGACGGUACCAGCAUGAUGAAAGUUCUAUCUGAAAGAGACGUGGAUCCCGUAAGAACGUUCUCCAACGAUAUCUGCGAGAUUUUCUCCGUGCUCGGCAUCGAGGCCGUACGUAAAUCGGUGGAGAAAGAAAUGAACGCCGUGUUGUCGUUCUACGGUCUCUACGUAAACUACCGUCACUUGGCUUUGCUUUGCGACGUGAUGACGGCCAAAGGUCAUCUCAUGGCCAUCACGCGUCACGGUAUCAACAGACAGGACACCGGUGCUCUCAUGAGAUGCUCGUUCGAAGAAACGGUGGACGUGCUGCUCGACGCCGCCUCGCACGCCGAAGUCGACCCCAUGAGAGGCGUGUCCGAGAACAUCAUCAUGGGUCAGUUGCCGCGCAUGGGCACCGGCUGCUUCGACCUGCUCCUCGACGCGGAAAAGUGCAAGAUGGGCAUAGCCAUCCCCCAAGCUCACGGAGCCGACAUAAUGUCUUCGGGCAUGUUCUUCGGCUCGGCGGCCACUCCGAGCAGCAUGAGCCCCGGAGGAGCCAUGACUCCGUGGAACCAAGCCGCCACUCCGUACAUGGGAAACGCCUGGUCUCCGCACAAUCUCAUGGGAAGCGGUAUGACCCCCGGAGGACCCGCCUUUUCACCAUCCGCAGCCUCCGAUGCUUCUGGAAUGUCGCCUGGCUACGGAGCGUGGUCUCCUACGCCAAACUCGCCCGCAAUGUCUCCUUACAUGAGUUCUCCUCGCGGGCAAAGUCCAUCAUACAGUCCCUCGAGCCCCUCAUUCCAACCAACCUCCCCCUCUAUCACUCCCACUUCCCCUGGAUACUCGCCCAGCUCCCCAGGUUAUUCACCAACGAGCCCCAAUUACAGUCCAACCUCACCGAGCUAUUCUCCAACAAGUCCGAGUUAUUCGCCUACCUCCCCAAGCUAUUCACCAACAAGUCCAAGCUACUCGCCAACGAGUCCUAGUUACUCACCCACUUCUCCCUCUUACUCGCCGACUUCACCAAGCUACUCGCCGACUUCACCAAGCUAUUCUCCGACUUCACCGAGCUACUCGCCAACGAGUCCCAGUUACUCACCCACUUCACCAAGUUACUCGCCCACUUCACCAAGCUAUUCACCGACGUCGCCUUCAUACAGCCCCACCUCACCGAGCUACUCUCCAACGAGUCCCAGCUACUCGCCCACAUCUCCGAGUUACUCACCAACUUCGCCUUCAUACUCACCGUCUUCUCCGAGAUACACACCCGCUUCGCCAUCUUACUCCCCAACUUCGCCCUCAUACUCGCCGUCUUCUCCCCAAUAUUCGCCGGCUUCUCCCAGCUACUCGCCGUCCUCCCCGAAAUAUUCACCGACGUCUCCGAGCUACUCCCCCACUUCGCCGUCGUUCGGGGGCGGAAGUCCGCAAUAUUCGCCGACUUCGCCGAGUUAUUCUCCUACGUCGCCGAAUUAUUCGCCGUCUAGUCCGCAGCACACGCCGGCUGCAAGUUCUAGAUACUCCCCGUCGUCACCAAAUUACUCCCCCAGCUCACCCAGCUACUCGCCGACCUCUCCCCAAUAUUCACCGCACAGCACCAAAUAUUCACCCACUUCUCCCACCUACACCCCCACCUCCCCGAGUUAUUCUCCCGCUUCACCCGCUUAUUCACCAAAUCCUCCAAGGUAUUCUCCUUCAUCUCCCAGCUACUCUCCUACAAGUCCAGGACAGGACCAAGAUUAAAAUAUCCAUCAAUAGUUUGUUUAAUUAUAGUAUAAGACAUUGUUUUUUAUAAUAUUUUUCUAGAGGGAGUUAAAGAUGAUAAUGAAGAAAUGCAAAAGACUGUAUUUUUAUGAAAUGAUUGAUUUUGCUUAAUGAUUUUAGAGGAAGCAUUUCUCACGUUUUGUGUGUGUAAAUAGAAUAUUUUAUUAUGUAUAAAUGUUAAUCAACAUUCUUUAAUAAAAAAAAUAUGUAAA